Molecule: messenger RNA, 1557 nt
Organism: Ylistrum balloti
Lineage: Eukaryota; Metazoa; Mollusca; Bivalvia; Pectinida; Pectinidae
Product: glutamate decarboxylase beta-like
Exons: 1
Coding region: 1-1557 (518 amino acids)
Biological process (GO): L-glutamate catabolic process
Cellular component (GO): cytosol
Molecular function (GO): pyridoxal phosphate binding; glutamate decarboxylase activity
Source: RefSeq, a predicted model, not a curated record
AUGUCCGAGGAGACUAAAAAAUUAAAAGCUGAAAUAAAAGCAUUACGCACACAACUAGCCCAACUACAACAGCGUCAUGAGAACUACUAUGUUUCAAGUGCAGCUCAACAUAAUUGGCUUGGUAAUAUGCAAAUUCCUGAAACUGGACACGCAUCAAAAACCGUAAAAACAAUCAUUGAGAAUACACAUACCUUAGAUUUUAACCAACAGUUAAAUACAUCAUCUUAUGUAAACGUUAGCUUCGAAGAAGAUGAAGAAGCUGUAGCCUUAAUGGGAUUACGCGUCAAUUUGGCAGAUCAAACAGUCUACCCCCAAUCCUACAAAAUGCAUAAUAGUGUGGUUAAUAUGAUUGCCCGCCUAUGGCACUGCCCAGAACCUGAAGAUUUUUCCGAAUAUGGUACUUACCCUGGGGCAGGAACAGUAGGAUCUACAGAAGCUUGUUUAUUAGCAGGUUUAGCCCUCAAAUUUCGCUGGCGAGCUUGGUAUGCGAAACGUAACAAUUUAAAUACAGAAGAAGUUCUAGCAAUACGCCCUAAUCUAGUUAUAUCAACUUGCUUUCAAGCGGCUUGGGAAAAACUACUCAAAUAUAUGGAUAUCGAGCCUAAAUUUAUUCAACCAUCAGUAGAGAACUUCACACUAUGCCCCCAAAAAGUCCGUAAUGCGAUUGAUGAAAAAACGAUUGGUGUCGUUUGUAUUAUGGGCAACCACUAUGCUGGACAAUAUGAUCCUGUAUGGGAAAUAGAUCAAGUUAUUGAAGAGAUUAAUACAGAACAAUCUUAUCAAGUUGGCAUUCAUGUAGAUGCUGCUUCAGGAGGUUUUAUUGCUCCAUUUCAAAGAGACCUACCGCCUUGGGAUUUUCGCCUCAAAAAUGUGCUAUCGAUUUCAAGUAGCGGGCAUAAAUAUGGUGAAUCUUGUUGCGGCACUGGCUGGAUCAUCUGGCGUCAACGUAAAAAUUUAAGUGAGCAUAUUGCUAUCUCCGUAACUUAUCUUGGCGGAAAAGCGGACUCUUAUACCUUAAAUUUUUCGAGACCUGCCAGUGGUGUCUAUGUCCAGUACUACAAAUUUUUACGUUAUGGCCAAAAAGGAUAUCAAACGUGUUGUGACAAUAUGAUGCAGAACGCGAAAUUCCUACGUGAUGGUCUAAAGAGUAUGACUUAUAAAGGUAUCCCCCGCUUUAUCCUGUUAGAUCAUGGUGAUAAACAUUGCCUACCUGUUGUCAGCGCGAUGUUAAAUCCAGCCUGUAAUUUUUCUUAUGACGAUAUUGAUUUACAACAUGUACUCUCUCAACAUCAUUGGUAUGUUAGUGGUUACCAAAUGAGUUUUGAUCACCCCUUGACAGAAGAAAAAACACCACUCUUAUAUGAUGAACAGGCAACACAAACUAUGUUUAGAAUUGUUGUCAAAAACAAUUUAACAAGAGACUUAGCAGAACACCUUUUACGUUCAUUUCAGGCUGCCUUCGAAUUUCUAGACUCGAUCAACGACUCGGAACAACCUGGGCUAAAAAUGCACAAGAUAAGACACAUAGAUCAAAGAAAACCUGCUACACAUUGUUGA